CUGACUCAGUCUCAAGCGAAAGCAGUAAACUUGCUGGGCAUUUGGAAAACCAUACUUGGAGCUGUUCCUAGGCCUGCACUAAAGACCUCAGUGGAGUGACAGCCUGAAGAUGGGAGAUCAGGAAGCAGGUGAACCCUUUCUGGGGAUAGUGGCUGGUGGUGCCACAGACUAUGAAGGAGUCCUGCCCUCAGACACAGUGUCGCUCAGCGAUUCUGAUUCCGAUGAUUUGGGGUUAGCAGAUGAAGCAGAGGUUGAUACAAUAUCUGCUGAGGAGACGUCUGUAGAUGAUGGGGAGUGCAGAUCAGGGGAGGGCCCUGCCUCUUCAGACAGCAGUCACAAGUCUCCUGCCCAGCUGUUCCAUCUGAGGGGCAUGAGUUCUACGUUCUCUCUCCGCAGCCAGAGCAUUUUUGAUUGUCUGGAAGAGGCAGCCAAGGCAGCUGUGCCCUCAAUGCCUGAGGAUAAUAUUGUUGAUGGGAGGUUUAAGCGUCCGUUGCCUCCAAGCACAGCGUCAGGAACCACAGUUCCAGAAAGCCUGGGAAAGCAGGCCAAAGCUGUGCAGGCUCCCAAAACCUCUCCUGCAGUGCCUGACUACGUGACACACCCAGAGCGCUGGACCAAAUACAGCCUAGAUGGAGUUUCAGAGUCUAGUGACAAGACCAACAGGGCAGUGGCCAUGGAAUUUCUAGAGGGUUUGAAGAAAAGAGGGGAGAAACAAAGCUCAGCUACCCAAGAGAGCUACACCCCUUACUUCAACCAGGACCCUUCCAGCUGUGGAGCUGGGAGGAUUGUUUUCACCAAACCAGCAAAAAGGGGUGUGGAUGGACUGGAAAAGAGAACAGCAGCUGGGGAGGAUGAUAAGAAACACUUGAAAACAGAUCUGAAAGGAAAAUCUUUGAAGAAGACUGAUGACUCAAGAGAAGAAGAUAAGGUAGAGCUGGGGCACUUAGACAGUGGAAGUGGAAAAGCAGUGGAGGAGGAGGAGUGUACAGUGAUGGGGGACCUGAGUGCAGAAGGAAAGCUUAGUGCAAGACUCAGUGGCACAGAUGAAGAAGCAUCAGUGGAAACAGUUGGAUUCCAUUGCAGUAAGAAGAAGAAUAGGAAAAAUUUCCGACCUAAAGUGGACAAUGAAGAGGAGGAGGAAGAGGCCUGAAGG
This is a messenger RNA of Indicator indicator, 1153 nucleotides long. It is a transcript of the gene TSSC4, whose product is annotated as tumor suppressing subtransferable candidate 4. The transcript is spliced from 2 exons. The record is from RefSeq and is a predicted model, not a curated record. Bases 110 to 1150 code for a protein of 346 amino acids. Lineage: Eukaryota; Metazoa; Chordata; Aves; Piciformes; Indicatoridae.